Messenger RNA from Anoplopoma fimbria (sablefish), 1736 nucleotides. RefSeq names its product H-2 class II histocompatibility antigen, A-Q alpha chain-like. Gene Ontology annotation, biological process: immune response; antigen processing and presentation of exogenous peptide antigen via MHC class II; peptide antigen assembly with MHC class II protein complex. The coding region runs from base 20 to 757 and encodes 245 amino acids. The transcript is spliced from 4 exons. The record is from RefSeq and is a predicted model, not a curated record. Gene Ontology annotation, cellular component: MHC class II protein complex; membrane. NCBI's taxonomy places the organism in Eukaryota, Metazoa, Chordata, Actinopteri, Perciformes, Anoplopomatidae. Gene Ontology annotation, molecular function: MHC class II protein complex binding.
UUCUGUGGACACAGUGAAGAUGUUUGGAUCAGAGAUGACUCUGUCUGUGACCGUUCUGAUCGUACUCACUGGAGCUCUUUGUUCUUCUGCAGGAACGCCCUCUCACGACUUCCACUACAUCUACGGCUGCUAUGAAUCCGACGAUGUGCGGGUGGACGUCGUCGUUGACGGGGACGUGGCCGCGUACGCUGAUUUCAGCAACGAAGAAGUUGUGUUCUCCAUGCCGCAGCUGCCUCAGUUUUUGAAAGACUUAAAGAAGAAGGCUUAUGAGAUUGCCAAAUUUAGCAUUGCUCACUGUCACAGUGUUCUGGGCAAAGCGAGGAAAGCUUCGGAUCCGGGUGUUCCCAAACGGCAAGACGCUCCAGACAUCUCCAUCCACAGCCGGUACGAGGGCGAGGACGGCGUGGUGAACACUCUCUUCUGUCUGGCCGAUCACUUCUACCCUCCGUCCAUCAACUUCACGUGGACAAAGAACGGGGCGAAGGUCACAGACGGGGUAUCGGACCUGCGUUACAGACACAACAGUGACGGGACGUUCCACAGGAUUUCAACCCUGAGUUUCACCCCUCGUCAGGGGGACGUUUACUCGUGUUCGGUGGAGCAUCAAGCCUCGUAUCGGCCUCUCCCCAGGAGCUGGGAGCUGCAGGAGGGUCAGAGCAGAGUGAGUCCUGCAGCUGGAUUCUUCGGUGCGAGCCUCGUUUUGUGUCUGAUCGGAUUCGGGACCGGAGCCUACUUCUUCACCAAGAAGCAGAAUUAGUGCCUUCACAUUUUGGGGAUGUUACUGAGAGAAGCUCAACCAGCAUUCAACCUAGCACCUGCGUGUUUUAUAUACAAUACUUGUACAACCUCCCCUCUUCAACGAGGUUGGUAUUCUAUGUACAUUAAAGCUACUGUGAAGAACUUUAACCUGGUUAUGAAACAGUCUUAGUUUUACCUACAUGUGUAAACAAGACCAUCAGAGAGAAGAUUGUCUAUUUCUGUAUAGUUAUUAUUAAAGCUCGUCAUCGGAGCCACCGGGUCGCAUUCUGGUGAAACCAAAUGAACUCAGGCAGGUUCACCAGAAACUCCUUCAGCUCAGACUCAAGCAGAGACCAGUCCACCGUGGACAGACACAGAUCCAGCAGAGACCGGUCUACCAUGAAGAGACCCAGAUCCGGCUUUAAUGCAGCCUUCGACCUGCAGUCAGAGCUCUGUAGGGAGGAGCAGAGCUCAGCGCCUGGCAGUAGAGUCUCCUCCUCCCACCAGGAGCAGAGCUUCGACUUGCUGCUCUUCCGGUCCCUGCUGGAAGGCAACACCGACACCACGCUGCUGGAGACCCAGGACGAACAGCUGGACCAGCUUGAGGGAAGGGAGGCGCUGGAGAACCAGAACCAGGACUACACGUAACAGACUGUCAGACCCUGCUGCAGCAAAAUGAGGGUUUUCUAAAGGGACUCUGGUGCUCAGAAACACUACCACUUCUGUCCACAGGGACCGCCAGAAUCAACACGAAAUGAAAGUUCCCUGUGGUAACUUUAAAAUAAGCUAAACCUUAACAACACCUCACCAUAUUUUCAAAUGCUGUACAUUACACAUAUUUAUUGUAUACAGACCACCCAAUGCAUUAUCAAGGAUUAACAGAAAAGCGUUAGAUGUGGUUGUACAUUGCGACUUGUUUCUUAAGUAUUUUCUCUUUUUUCACAUGAAUAAAGUCUCAUUUAUAUUGUUUGGUGUUUAAUAAAGAGAUCAGUGUUGGA